AAACACUUUAAUCGAAGUUUUAACCGUUUUAUUUUACGAUAAUUCGUUUAAAAUGGCGAAUUUUAAAACACAAUCUAUUAAAAUAAUUGCUAAAUAAGCGAAUAAUUGAAUAAUUGUUGGUUGCCUCUGAGAGGUUUCUGAGACUCAUUAGUUAGCCAGUAACAGUGGAGUACGACAAUGCCAAUCGAUCGAUCCUCAUCUGUAUCGUCCGGCAGUACUUGGGGAGACGAGUUUGAAGUUGGCAACGUUCGUCCGGCCGGUUCACCUAUCGACGAAAUAAUCGUUGAAAAUGAUGAUCGUCAAGUAAGGGAUCCUGGUCAGCAUGGGGCUGACAGUGGUGGAGAAGACGGUGGAGAUUGUUGUUUCGGUGGGAAAAUAAAAUGGUGCUGCCUCAAGGGAUUAUCAUUGAUUAGGAAAAUUUGGGCCACUAACCAGAUGGAAGACACUAAAAAUAACAAAGACACUAGAAUGAGAUUAUUGAUUAGAGAAUUAGUCAUCUAUGUUAUCUUUCUAUUCUUUGUUACUUUCGUGACUUUCAGCAAGACGUCACCAACUGAUUUUUACUUUUCGAGGACUUUGGCUAUGACCUUUCUGGACUCUCCUGUUCAUCCUAGUGACCCCUUUGUGACCUUUAAAAAUAUGAAGGUCAUAAAACAUUGGUAUCAGUUUUCUCAGGGCCCACUUUUAAACGGUCUCUAUCCGGACAAUAUGGUCCCAGUAACUAAGAUCCCAGAAACGGACAAAUCCGGAUUGCCAACACCAACGACGACAUCAUCAUCACUGACAACCCCAUCAUCAUCAUCAACACCGCCGCCAUCAUCAUCAUCAACACCGCCGCCAUCAUCAUCAUCAUCUCCCCAAUCAUCAUCAACAUCUGAGAUACCUGGUUACAAGCCUUUCGGAGUAGCGAGAUUGCGACUGGUAAGAAGUCUAAAUGGCAGCUGCAAAGUUUCCAAACAGCUCUACGCCUCGACCUACAAUAGCGGUAUUGACAGCAACGGCGGGGGUGGCAGCACCGGUAAGGGGAGUACUAACGACGGGUACCCUUGUUACCAGGGUUAUUCUUACAGUGCAGAAGAUCGGACCAUUUAUGGACCCGACCAUUCAAACGCCUGGUUCUACCAGUCAGCUGAUCAGUUGGGCAGCAGCUUAAGCAGCUUUUCCGGUCGUAUAGCUACUUACAGUGAAGGUGGUUACGUACACGACCUGAAUACAACUUAUGAAUAUUCAAAAUAUGACCUUGAAAAUUUGGAGAGAUACGAUUGGCUGGAGUAUGGACCAACCAGAGCCGUGUUUAUCGAUUUUUCUCUCUAUAAUGCUAACAUCGAUCUGUUGUGCAUUGUUAGAUUGCUGACGGAGUUUCCUGUCUGUGGGGGAAUGGUCUCCUCCUGGCAUAUGAAGAGUGUAAAAUUGCUCAGGUAUGGCACAGCGUUUGAGUUUGUCCAGUUAGCAUUUGAAAUCAUCGUCGUCAUCUUCCUCAUAUACUUUGCCAUUGAAGAAGUUAUUGAGAUCUACAGAUUGAGAUGCGGCUACUGGAGAUCCUUCUUCAACGUUAAUGACGUCAUAAUCGUGCUUCUGCUCGUCACGUGCCUCGUCCUCACCAUCCUGAAGACCACCAGGCUGAAUGACACCAUACUCAACAACUACAACAACAACAACAACUUCGACAACAAUAACAACAACAAUAAUAAUAAUAACGGUAGUCGCGGUAGCGAUGACGGAUUUUUGACCACUACUACAAGAAGUAGUAGUGGUAGUAGAAGUAGCAGCAGUACUACUACUUUUAGUGGUAGUAAUGGUAUCGGUUUUAAUGUACCAACAACUAAUUCUACCAAAACUAACAACAACAUCAACAUCACCCCAACAACAACGUCAUCAUCGUCUAAUAAUAACAAUACUUACAAUGACACAAGGAACAGUAAUGGUAAUUAUGGUGGUGAUGGUAAUAUAUAUGGCUAUAAUGUUCUUUCACAUCAUGUUGAUUUGAACUCACUGGCUGAACUAGAAGGUAUUUAUAUGGGGUUCAUGGCUGUCACCUUAUUCUGUUGUUGGAUUAAGUUAUUCAAGUUCAUUGGCCUGACACGAACCAUGACCCAAUUAUCAAUGACCUUAAGUAGCUGCCUGUCCGAGAUCGUGACCUUCACCUUUAUAUUCACCCUUGUUUACGUCUCGUUUGCCCUACUUGCCUACUUUCUAUUCGGGUCGACCGUUCCAGGGUUCAACACUUUUGAGGGGGCUCUGUAUUCCCAGUUCAAAAUUCUUUUGGGGGAUUUCAACUACGACUCAAUCCUCUCGACCAAUAGCGUUCUUGGCCCCGCCUAUUUCAUAAUCGUCAUCUUCAUCCUCCUCAUCCUAUUGGCUGGCAUGUUUGUCGCUAUAAUCAGUGACGCCUACGGCAAUGUCAAGAUGGAGCUACUGCAGAAGAGGCGGGAUCUCGAAUUGAUGGAUUACAUUAAAAAAGCUUAUAGGAAGAUGCUGGACAAGAUUGACUUGAAGAGGCGCAGAAACACCAAAGAUGCUACUGAAGCUAUGAAUAUCGCCGGUGUCACAUCGUCCCACGCGAAGGAAGCUGGGAAGAGGGAAAACCCGAAAUUCGGCGAGUCCCGUUUCAACAGGACAAACGACGAUGACGUCAUCAUUGCAAGGAAUGGAGAUGGCGAUAAUAAGCUAAGAGCCACCAACAACAGUUUUGACGGCGAAAGCGUUGAAGACGAUGACGACGACGAUGACGACUACAGCCUCUCAAAUCAUCAUCAUCAUCACCACCACAAUCGCCAGCAGCAACAGCAGCAGCCACAGCAGCAACAUCGUCGCCAUCAUCAACAACAACAUCACCAUCGUGACAGAAAUCUCCAUCCUACGACUAUGGCGACGAUAGGUCAAAGGUUAAUUAACCACAGGAAACGCCGUAGUAAUAAUAACAACAACAUGAUUAAUAAUAAUAUGAAUAAUAAUAAUAUCGUUGGGGGCGGAGCUUCAGGCGGGGUGGGGCAUGAGGAAUUUUCCAUGCUACAAAGGAGAGUCGAUAGGAUGGAGCAUAGUAUUGGGAGUGUUGUCUCGAAGAUUGAUGCAGUGCUGGUUAAGCUAGAGACGAUGGAAAGGUUGAGGUCAUUGAAUAAGGAGGCUGUCACCAGACUACUCAACAGCGUUACUGAGUCUGAAGGGGCCCUAAGUGAAGAUUUUAGAAACGAAUGUUUAGAAAGGUUAGUCUGCAGUGACCUUGCGGGUGUGCACUGGGACUCGAGCUCGGGAAUAAGCGGCGGUGGUGGUCCCUCCCCCGUCUCCAGUCGAGAUCAUCAUCAAAACCACCACCACAAUUACAACAAUGAUAAUAACAACAAUGAGUGAGUGAAUGAAUGAAUGAAUCAACUAAAUGAAUGAAAGAUUGAUUGAUUGAUUAAUUGAAUGAUUGAUUGAUUGAUCGAUUGACAACAUGAGGACCUAACUUAAAACUUUUUAAUACUCCUAGUAAGUGCGUGCAUUUCUUUUUAGAAACAAUUUUUUGGUUAAACACACCCACACACACAUACGCACAAAUACACACACACACACACACACACACACAGACAAACUCUCACACACACAAACACAC
Molecule: messenger RNA, 3592 nt
Organism: Helobdella robusta
Lineage: Eukaryota; Metazoa; Annelida; Clitellata; Rhynchobdellida; Glossiphoniidae
Exons: 17
Coding region: 178-3348 (1056 amino acids)
Biological process (GO): detection of mechanical stimulus
Cellular component (GO): membrane
Molecular function (GO): calcium channel activity
Source: RefSeq, a predicted model, not a curated record